Molecule: messenger RNA, 471 nt
Organism: Aspergillus lentulus
Lineage: Eukaryota; Fungi; Ascomycota; Eurotiomycetes; Eurotiales; Aspergillaceae
Source: RefSeq, a predicted model, not a curated record
AUGGCAUCAAUUGACAAGACUUACCGCUCAGUGCCAAAAGGGCCGACGGAUGACCCUUUCAAAUCAGAUGCGGCCAGAGCUAUCACCCGCAACCCAGAAUGGCAUUAUUCACUUUUUGAUUGCUUCUCACCAGGCUCGCUCUGCUUCACAAGCUGGUGUCUUCCAUGCCUUACCUUUGGCAAAACCCAGGCCAGGGUCCAGAAUCCAACUUUACAAAACUAUAGUAGUAUUAACUCGGAGUGCGCUAUUUUCACUGUUCUCGCCCUCGGAUACUGCCAAUGGAUCAUUCAAACGAUUCGGCGGAGUGAAAUGCGCCAGAAGCAUGGCAUUGCGGGAUCCUGUCCUGGAGACUGCUGUGUCACCUUCUGGUGUGGAUGCUGUGCAUUGAUCCAGGAGGAGAAGGAGAUGGAGUUGCGGACGAGACCUGAGCUCACUGGGUAUCAGACUACGGUGCAAAUGGGGUAUCCUUAA